Molecule: messenger RNA, 2310 nt
Organism: Paramacrobiotus metropolitanus
Lineage: Eukaryota; Metazoa; Tardigrada; Eutardigrada; Parachela; Macrobiotidae
Product: gephyrin-like
Exons: 3
Coding region: 312-2150 (612 amino acids)
Biological process (GO): postsynaptic neurotransmitter receptor diffusion trapping; molybdenum incorporation into molybdenum-molybdopterin complex; Mo-molybdopterin cofactor biosynthetic process
Cellular component (GO): cytoplasm; postsynaptic specialization; dendrite
Molecular function (GO): molybdopterin molybdotransferase activity
Source: RefSeq, a predicted model, not a curated record
AAACUAAUUGUGGUCUAAGUACAGUAGAUCUACUUUUACGUAAACUUCCAAAAUUGGAUGGCCUUUCAACCGCCUUUGUAAUCUUUUUGGAACUUCCGGUUCGCUCCUUGUAGUCGCCUUUUGCGGAAGGUCGGCAUUCUCUACUUUACAGAGCUCAUCGGAAGUAACACAACCAAUAAUUAUAUGACUUUGCAUAUUUUUGCGUUACGCAUUUCCAGUUCUUCUUGACUCGCGGUCUGCUGACUGCUGUCGUUUCCGAAUCCCGUGAUCCGAGAAUUUUUUAUAAUCGAGAAGGGAUCGUACUGCAAAAUAUGUCCGGCAGUGCACGAUGCGGCCUUCUUAUAAUCAGUGAUCGUUGCCAUCGUAAAGAGGUGGCCGACGAAAGCGGUCCUGCGUUGGCUGAGCUGCUUCGCAGCACGAAGCACUUUCAAAAUGUUGUGGAAGCUAGCCAAUGCGUGCCGGACGACCAACACGUUAUCAGGGAGGUUUUAAUUCACUGGGCCGACGUGAAACGCUUGGAUUUUGUGAUUACGAGCGGUGGGACUGGAUUCGGAGUGCGCGAUGUUACUCCAGAGGCUACAUCGGCGAUUAUUGACCGUACCGCGCAUGGCAUGAUGAGCGCCCUGUACCAGCAAUCGUAUCCCCACUCAAUUUUGAGCCGUGGUGUCUGCGGAAUUCGCAAACGUACCCUGAUUGUAAAUUUUCCCGGCAGCCCCAAAGCCUGUCGGGAAUGUUUCGCCAUCAUUGAGCCGAAAAUUUCCCACAUCAUGGAGCUGCUGAAAAACGACACGCAGGCCAUUGCGAAAGCGCACCACGAAACUGUGGCCACGCAACCACCGUCCGCUGCCGUUGGCGCGGAUGACAGCCGCCGUGGUCCAGCGUUCCGUCACCGCAAGUCACCGUUUCCCAUAAUUCCCGUACCCGACGCCCAGCAGAUGAUGUUGAAGGAAUGCGACAUUGGCGGACAGGAAAUGGUUAGUCUGCGUGAUGCGCUGGGCCGUAUUGUGGCGGAGCAGAUUACCGCCAAGGAUCCGCUGCCGCCGUUUCGGGCCUCCACUAAGGAUGGCUACGCCGUGCUGUCGGCGGAUGGAGACGGGGAGCGGAAGGUGGUGGGGGCCUGUCAUGCUGGAGGGAUGGAAGAUGUCCAGCUGGUCAGUGGGUGCUGUAUGCGCAUUACGACCGGGGCGCCGGUCCCAGCGGGCGCGGAUGCUGUUGUACAAGUGGAAGAUACCGAGCUUGUGCAGCACGAUGAUAAGAGUGGAGAGGAAUUGGUUAUCCGCAUUUUAAAGCGACCGCAAUCCAGUCAGGAUAUCCGUCCAGUCGGCAGCGAUAUUGCGGCCGGAAGUGUGGUGGCCGAUAUCGGAAGCCGCAUCGAUCCGGCUUGCUUGGGCGUGCUGGCUACGUGUGGCAUCGUGUACGUCCCGGUUUAUGCCAAACCACUUGUCGGUCUGUUGUCAACCGGUGACGAACUGGUCAUGCCGGAGACGUCGCCAUUACCGAUUGGGAAGAUUCGCGAUUCCAACAAGACCGUGCUGCUAUCCACCCUCGCGAAGCACGGUUUCAGUGCCAUGGAUUUUGGAAUUGCCAGCGACAAGGAGGACAUUCUCAUUGACGCCAUGCGUCGUGCACUGUCAGUGGUGGAUGUAUUGGUGCUAACGGGCGGCGUUUCGAUGGGCGAGAAAGAUUUGGUCAAAUCCAUCCUGACCACCGUAUUUGGUGGGACGAUACAUUUUGGCCGGGUGUUUAUGAAGCCCGGUUUGCCCACGACAUUCGCCACCGUGAAUGUGGGUGAGAAGAAGAAGUUGGUGUUUGGACUGCCCGGGAAUCCCGUCUCUGCAGCGGUGACAUGUAAUUUGUUUGUUCUGCCGGCACUGCGAAAGAUGUCGGGGUACGUUAAUCCCCAGUACACGGUGGUGCGAGCCGAAGUGGUCAAGGAUGUCAAACUGGAUCCGCGACCAGAGUUUCAUCGCGCGGUCAUCGAGUGGACGGUAGCGGGAAAGAAUUGGCCGGUCGUACACAGUACGGGGAAUCAGAUUAGCAGUCGCUUGUUGAGUGUUAGUGGUGCUGAUGUUUUGAUGUGCCUACCGGCGAAAACGGACGACAAGACCGUUCUUUACGCUGGCGAUUUCACUGAUACCAUUUUACUGUAAUCAGCUUUGAUGAUUUGUUUUGAUUUUGUUUACUUUUGAUUGAUUUGAAUUGAUUUUACUACUAAAAGUGCCUGUUUAGUUUUUUGCUAGUUAUUUUUGCAUUGGGGUAUUUGCUUGUGCACUCGGGUGACGGGUUCCAGUAAAAGCAUGAUGUGCUAAA